AUGAAAACAGGAUUCAAUAAUUCAUCAAGGACACUCGAUGCUUUUUCAAACACUUAAAGGAUGACUCCCACGUUGAGAAACAGCCAGAAAACUUAUUUAAAAAAAAAAAAACCAAUCGAGCCAGAUUAAUAUGUACAUCUCUUUUUGCACCUUAUCUGUUAACUAAUAUUGGUCUUCGACGGACAAUUAUCAUCAUGCUAGCUACCUUAAAAGAUAUCUGUAGCUUCUGGCCAAUCGUUAAUUAUUUUUUAAAUCGCUCAUAUAUAUAAUGAUCGGAAUUACUACAUUCUGGACUCUCCGUCUGUAUAGCAGCAAAGGGUCAUUCCAUUUCAUCGACGAAAGACGAUCCACGCGAUGACAAAAUCAUUCCAGGAGAACAAUUUUAAGAUAGUCUUCUUAAUGUGCUCGCUGUUCUCUGUCAUUUACACAGAAGAAUCAACACAUGUAACGUCUCUAAUAACAACCACUGGAGCACAAAACCAAACCCUGACCGACUCCCGUCCGUGGCCACAAGAAUCAGUCACGGACUUGUCGGAGCCGAGUACCACAAACACUGAGAAAACUAUAACCACCAAGCCUUUUAACAGCACCGACCUUUGCAAUAGUUCCACUAAAUCGCGGGUUUUUCCUGAACCAGAGUCGACUUUCUCCGAAUCAUCGACUUCUUCAUCGUUCUUUUUACAAUACACAACUGGGGAAACGAUUUCAUCCUUCAAUUCGACACCUCUACAGGGGAAUAGUUCCUCAUCCGAGUCCUCUUCUUUCCCGCGAAUAAUAUCUGUGUUUGCUGUCAUUGUUGGCUUUGCUGUCAUAAUGAUAAACAUGUUGGUGAUAGCGGCGUCCGUGAGGAACCGAAAGUUACGAGAGAAUACUAAUUACAACCUUGUCUUGGGACUAUCUUCCAGCGACUUCCUGAUGGGUUUGAGUAUGUUGAUGAUUGGGUUUCGGCUUUUGUUCCCCACACUAACUACGAUGUUAGGCUGGUGUAUUAUAGUGAAUGUCGUAUUUAUUUCAAGUUUGAUAAUGUCACUCUAUCAAACAUUUUGUAUUAGUCUCCACCGAUAUCUCGUUCUCUCCGAGAGUUCCUGGGCGGGUCGCUUGUUUGACGACAAUCGGAAGUAUUACCUCUACAUAGGUGGAUGGAUGACGUUCUUCAUUCUGUACUCCUCCACCGUUUCCCCAGAAGGCGACUACACACACUGUUUCUACAAGACAGUAUACGGCCAACACAUCCUCGUUGUUCGUUUCACUAUAUGUGUUUUCGGAAUCAUCUUCCUUUUGCUAACCUUGAUUUUCUAUUUUCUGGCAAUCCACCGAGUGAUAAAACGUUACACGAAUAUGACAUUACCUUCCGAUUCAAGAAAGUUGGAGGACAAGAGGAAUAAGAGGAUAAUGAAGUCCAUGAAACUAGUGAGCAUGAUCCUAGCGGCUCUGUUUUUAUUUUCAAGUCCUAUGAUUGUCUCCCUUAUGUUUUCCAAUAGUCCACAGUCCGUCAUUGUUGGCUCUUUUGCUGCAGCCAAUUUGAACUCUCUUCUAAAUCCUAUUAUAUAUUGUUCUCGUAUCAAAAAACUGCGAAACGAGAUUAAAUCAAUGUUUUGUUUUAGUUAGUGCAAAAUGAUCUAAAUAGUUUCAAAAUUUCAAACAUAUGUACUAGUAACUCAAACUAAAGUUUUGCAAUGAUGAUGGAAUCGUAAAAUUUACUAUUUAGUAGUCUUUUAUCCCUAUUCCAUUCUUUUUUUUUUAAAUGUAUAUUCAAAUAGAUGAAGACCAAAUGCAUUUUAUGCUUUAUAAUAUUGACAAUAUUUUUAAAAACUUAUGUUCUGUCGUCAUGAAAUUUUUUUUAAAAGCAUACAUUUUAUCCAAAUCAUAAUUUCUAAAAAAUUGUAUUAUUUAUCUUUCAAAGGCAUACCAACAAGCAUAUUAUACAAUUAAGACACGUUUUUGAAUUCACGAGAAAAUAUGUUUUUAGAAAUUGAAAUUAUUGUAAACAAAAUUCAUUUGCAUUGUACUUUAUUGGGAACAGUUUGGCCAAUGGAAAGCUUCCAAACACGAUUUGAAUAGCUACCAAAACGAACUUUUAAAAAAGCAUAUCGAUAGUUGCAAGAAAUUUCCCUCUCUGAAUCAUUCAAUAUGAUUAACAGACGCUUACUUGAAUAAAAUCAAAAUAAUCAAAUUUUACAGCGACAUUAUGUAGUCAGGAUUCUGACAAGAUUAUCUAUCCGAUAGUUAUAUUGCCAAUUCAUAUUUCCCAUUUUUAAAAAUAUUACGUUUCAAGGAGAUAGUUAACGCAGCUCAAAAUCAGACCCAGAUUCACCCCUAUAGUUUAAAAAAGCGUA
Magallana angulata is the source of this 2336-nucleotide messenger RNA. RefSeq names its product adenosine receptor A3-like. Gene Ontology annotation, molecular function: G protein-coupled receptor activity. Gene Ontology annotation, biological process: G protein-coupled receptor signaling pathway. Lineage: Eukaryota; Metazoa; Mollusca; Bivalvia; Ostreida; Ostreidae. The record is from RefSeq and is a predicted model, not a curated record. Bases 355 to 1608 code for a protein of 417 amino acids. The transcript has 2 exons. Gene Ontology annotation, cellular component: membrane.